Aspergillus lentulus is the source of this 618-nucleotide messenger RNA. The record is from RefSeq and is a predicted model, not a curated record. NCBI's taxonomy places the organism in Eukaryota, Fungi, Ascomycota, Eurotiomycetes, Eurotiales, Aspergillaceae.
AUGCGAACCCGACUCCUUCAAUUUUUCAGCAAAGCCCCCGCCGGUCCCACCAUAGCAAGAACCUUUGCUUCUAGACGAGCAGCCUCGAACAACGGACGCGAUACCAACCAUACCAACCAUACCACCGCCGAACCGGACGAAAAGGACCUCACCGCAGCCCGGGAGUGGCUUAACAGGUUCAAUUCAAAGACAGUCACAAUCCCUCGUGACAUCUGCGAGAUUUCCUUUAGCCGGUCCGGCGGUCCUGGCGGUCAGAAUGUCAACAAGGUAAACUCAAAAGCCACAUUGAAAGUACCCCUCCAGUCUCUCCUGCCUCUGGUGCCGCGGAUCCUACAUCCUCAUCUCCGGUCAUCCCGUUACUACGCCGACAGAACACAGACGCUGGUUAUCCAGUCUGAAGAGUCGCGGAAACAGGCCGCUAACGUGGAGUCCUGCUAUGAGAAACUCCAUCAUUUGUUGAAAACGACUGCAGAAGAUGUGAUUCCUGGAGAAACAUCUGAAAAGCAACGGGAAAAAGUACAAAAAUUGAAAAAGGCUGAAAACGAGGCCAGAAUCAAGGCAAAGAAACUGCACAGCAGCAAGAAGAGUAACAGGCGGGGUAAUAAGUAUGAUGACUGA